AUGAUUAUGAAUUUCAAUAUAGAAAGGGGUCAAAAAGGUACAAAUAAUGCUGAUGCGCUAUCGAGAUUACCUAUAGAGGGAAAUAUUGAUAAAGAUUUAUUUUCAAUAAUGUUAGUUGAACAGUUACCAUUAACGUUUCACGAAAUAGCAAAGGAACCGAGUGAAGACGCUGUUUUAAAAAUAGUUUGUGAGCAGGUUAAGUCUGGUUGGGUUGACCAUAAAAAUUAUAAAAACGAGUCAGAACCAUAUUUUAGUAUUAGGUCUGAGUUAUCAAUUGAAAAGGAAUGUUUAAUUAUAGGAAAUAGAGUUUUAUUUCCAAAUAUAUUAAGACAGCAAGUGUUAAAUAUUUUACAUAAAAACCAUCCAGGUGUAGUACGAUCAAAAAUGCAGUUAGCUCGAUCUUAUGUAUGGUGGCCAAAUAUAGAUAGUUGUAUUGAAAAGUAUGUAAAAUGCUGUUCACAAUGUCAGUUUAAUCAAAACGUUAAAAGUAAAAAUGGCAAAAUGUUUGUCCCCUUUCCGAAGUCAGAAAAACCAUGGCAGGCAUUGUUAGCGUAUUCAUAUUGA
Macrosiphum euphorbiae (potato aphid) is the source of this 564-nucleotide messenger RNA. Lineage: Eukaryota; Metazoa; Arthropoda; Insecta; Hemiptera; Aphididae. The record is from the annotation of a GenBank genome assembly.